Messenger RNA from Pieris macdunnoughi, 1137 nucleotides. Lineage: Eukaryota; Metazoa; Arthropoda; Insecta; Lepidoptera; Pieridae. The record is from the annotation of a GenBank genome assembly.
AUGGACGAGCCCCCGGAUACCGGGGGCUCGGCCCCCGAGGUAGCUUGUAAUAUUAUAAUAGAAAAUAGAUUUUCUAAACUGGACGAGUCCAGUGUAGAUACAGAUGUGGAUCAACGGAAUGACCGAAAAAGAAUGCGACUAGGUAAAAUUUGCAAACACUGCAACAAAAGGAAAAAAAGAUUCGAUCCGACGCGUCGGAACAAACAAAAGGACACUGAUUGCUCGUGCCAAAUACCGGAAAUUGAAAUUCCCUCAAUAUGUACUGGGCUUAAGAACGCUAAUGCUCUAGAUAGUUUUCAGAAAAAAGUAGACCGUGUAGAUACUGCAACUGUUAAUACCCCACAGCACCUAUCACCUCCAUCAGACGUUUCUCAGUCCAUAAAAAAUCCUACAGGCCGAACGUUUUAUGAGGCCUAUGACAUAGGGCCAUUCGUAGUUCAUGCGCAAAAAGUUUCUUCAGAUACGGACAUCCCCUCCCUACACCCCGUCCAAUUUGGGUAUUUCCUCAAGAAAAAUUCUUUUAAAAACAUAAUUAAUGGUAGCAUCAAAAGGAUAGGCAGAAACAGAAUUUCCCUAUCAUUCUCUGACCACAAAUGUGCAAACGAAUUUAUUAAUAACCCUUGCCUGGCAAGAAAUAAUUACAAAGCUUUUAUUCCCUCAUUUAAUGUGACCCGAAUGGGCCUGGUGCGAGGCGUUCCCGCGGAAUGGUCUCCCGAAGAGAUAUUAGACAACAUCUCUCUGCCUGUAGGCAGCGGAGGAAUUAUAAAAAUUAGACGAUUAAAUUAUAAAGUACGUAACAGUAGCCCUCCUCAGUGGAAGCCAUCACAGACUAUUGUAAUAACUUUCGAUGGUCAAACCCUUCCUAAACAUGUAUUUGUCUGCUACAAUGCUCUGCCCGUAGAACUUUACGCAUACCCCACUAUUCAGUGCUAUUCUUGUUGCCGAUUUGGUCAUACUAAGUCUAAUUGUAACUCUCGGCCCCGCUGUUACAAGUGUGGCCAAGGCCAUACUGGGGACACAUGCAACAUACAAGAUGAUGCCGCGUCUUGCUGUCUAUGUUCUGGUCUACACUUUGCUACAAACAGAAAGUGUCCAGAAUAUGAACGGCAGACUAAAAUUAAAUUGUAUAUGGCUUAG